AAAUAUCAAUCAAUCAUUAUAUUUCUUAACCAAGUAGAAACAGGAGAUCAUCUCAUAUUAUUAUAAAAAACUAUUGAUAAGCACUUCAACGCCGUUUCUUCUUCUUCUUCUCCUCCGUCUCUUCAUCAUCAUCGCAACCUUCGGGCAUCAAAUCUCCCAGGGUUUAUUACGAUCUGAGGUGUAGGUGUUUAAUCAACAAGAAUGUUUACACGGCUAUUCGGGAAACCCAAGGAGGAGACUAAUACUCUCCACACAUUAGGCAAGCUUAAUGAGACACUUGAGAUGCUGGAGAAGAAGGAAUCUGUUCUUCUCAAGAAAGCUGCUGGAGAGGUUGAGAGAGCCAAAGAAUUCUCCAAGGUCAAGAACAAACGCGCGGCUAUACAAUGUUUGAAAAGGAAGAGGUUAUACGAGCAACAAGUUGAACAGCUUGGCAACUUCCAGCUCCGUAUUCAUGAUCAAAUGAUUAUGUUAGAAGGUGCAAAAGCAACAACUGAGACUGUAGAUGCUUUGAGGACUGGUGCUGCUGCUAUGAAAGCUAUGCAGAAAGCUACAAACAUUGACGAUGUUGACAAGACAAUGGAUGAGAUCAAUGAGCAGACCGAUAACAUGAAACAGAUCCAGGACGCAUUGUCCGCUCCAUUUGGCUCCGCCGCUGAUUUCGAUGAGGAUGAAUUGGAAGCAGAACUUGACGAACUUGAAGGCUUAGAGCUAGAGGACCAACUUCUUCAGCCAGCAAGACCACUUCCUGAAGGAAAGCUACCUGCUCGUCCUCUACCUCAGAAGAAACAGACUGCUGAUGAAGAAGAUGAACUCGCUGCACUACAGGCUGAGAUGGCACUAUAAACACACAACCAACGGGUUCUAUUUUUACUGCAGCGGAAGUUGGUGUUGGAAGAUGGGGUUUGAGUGUGCAUUAUUUUAAAAAAAAAAAAACAGAAACGAAGAUUGUUAUGUAAAUUAAAGUAUCCGAGUCAAAUUGAUCGGAUACAUUAUUUUAUAUACAAUUUGACUUAUAUAACUUAUAAGCUUUUAUUUAUUUUUAUUUUGAAUGUUU
This is a messenger RNA of Raphanus sativus (radish), 1054 nucleotides long. Its product is annotated as vacuolar protein sorting-associated protein 32 homolog 1. Gene Ontology annotation, biological process: late endosome to vacuole transport via multivesicular body sorting pathway; vesicle budding from membrane. Gene Ontology annotation, cellular component: cytoplasmic side of plasma membrane; ESCRT III complex; multivesicular body. The coding region runs from base 202 to 843 and encodes 213 amino acids. Lineage: Eukaryota; Viridiplantae; Streptophyta; Magnoliopsida; Brassicales; Brassicaceae. The record is from RefSeq and is a predicted model, not a curated record. The transcript is spliced from 7 exons.